Molecule: messenger RNA, 1455 nt
Organism: Didymosphaeria variabile
Lineage: Eukaryota; Fungi; Ascomycota; Dothideomycetes; Pleosporales; Didymosphaeriaceae
Exons: 1
Coding region: 1-1455 (484 amino acids)
Biological process (GO): proteolysis
Molecular function (GO): protein binding; metalloexopeptidase activity
Source: RefSeq, a predicted model, not a curated record
AUGCGUAUUUCUACAUUAUCGUCCGCCACAUUGCUGGCAACGGCAUACGCUCACGAGCUGCUCUUUGAGCGUGAACUGCCUCCUGCGGUAGCCCUCAACCCAGACAACUACGCUUCAUGCGCGAAUGCCGCAUGGCCUCCCACAACCCCAGAAGUUGGAGUAGAGCUCAUCCCGCAAGCUCCUACCGACGAGCUCAAAGCGCUUUUAGACGAAGUCAGCUCCGCCAAAAUCGAAGCCACAAUCGAGAAGCUGGUUUCCUUCGGCACUCGUCAUACGUUAUCUACGCAGAACAGUAGCACCCGUGGCAUCGGCGCAGCACGCGACUGGAUUGCGUCUGAGAUGAGGAAGUACGCCGAAGAGUCGGAUGGGAGAAUGACUGUUACGGUGCCUGGAUACAUUCAAGGCGUUGCGACCAGGAUCCCGUUUCCGGUCAAAAUCUCGAAUGUGCUGGCGACUAUCAAGGGGUCGGCUACACCGGAGAGGGUGUAUGUGAUGACGGGGCAUUAUGACAGUCGAGUCACAGACAUCCUGGACUACACGUCUGAUGCUCCAGGUGCGAAUGAUGAUGCUAGUGGGACAGCAAUUGCCCUAGAACUAGCACGCGUUCUAGCGAAAGCAAAGCCCAGGUCAACUAUCAUCCUUGGUGCCGUAGCCGGCGAAGAACAAUCUCUCUACGGUUCUACAUUCCUAGCGCAGACCCUGAAAAACGCAUCCACAAACGUAGAAGGCAUGCUUAACUGCGACAUCGUCGGCUCUUCGACCGGUGACCGUGGCCAGAAAGACCCUUACACAAUCCGCGCCUUCGCACAAGGCCCGCCCUCGUAUGAAACCACCACCGUUGCAGCGCAGCGUCUGCAAAUCGGCGGGGAAAACGACUCGCCUGCUCGAGAACUUGCGCGCUUUUCUGCCGAGGUUGCCGCAAACGAUGCCACGGGCAUGAAUAUAGCCAUCAUCUAUCGACUCGAUCGGUUCUUGCGAGGCGGCGACCACAGGCCCUUCCUAGACGCGGGAUACUCAGCCAUCCGCUUCACGGAGCCGAACGAGAACUUCGACCACCAACAUCAAAAUACCCGUGUCCAAAAUGGCACACAAUACGGCGAUCUUAUCGAGUUCGUAGACUUCGAGUACACCGCUCGUGUGGGUAAAGUGAAUCUCGCCACGCUGUGGUCUCUAUCUCAAGCACCUGGAUAUCCCCGUAAUGUCACUCUUGACACUACUGCACUCGAUAAUAAUACGAGAUUGAAGUGGGUGGUACCUGAUGAUGCGGAUUUGAAGAGCUAUGAAGUCGUCUGGAGGUCUACGACAGCGAGUGUCUGGACGCAUGUUUUGGAUGUUGGCAAGGUGGGGAGUGUAACUAUCCCGCUCAGCAAAGACAACGUGAUCUUUGGUGUCAGAGCAGUGGGUACGAAUGGUUUUAAGAGUACGGCGACGUAUCCGUUUCCUGCUGCGACGUAA